UGUUCAUAUUGUCAUUGAUGAUUGGGGAACUGACUUUUACAUAAAGAAUAAAGUGGAGGACCAAUAGUUUUCUAGUAUAAUGAAGAAAGACUGAUGUCAGGACAAAGUAUUAUAACACAUAUGUUAGCAGUGUUAUUAUUGCUGCUGUAUUUACCUAGUACAUCAGCAACCAUCACCAUACCUACAAUCAAACUAUUCCAAAACACCAUUAAAAAAUGGGCAAUAGAUCUUAAAGACGACAAGGAUCGAAGAGAAAGAUGGGAUCGUUUGGUUGAAGCGGUGAAGUCGGUUGAGAGGACCACAUCGGGUGUGGUGCUCAGCAGUUUGAACAGAUUUGCAGUUGCGAAUAAUGAAGAGUUUGAGAAUAUAGUACGACCUUUGUUCGAGGGAUUUAACAUGUCAGCCACUUUAGCUGGUUUCUCGAAGCUUGAGAACAAAGUGAGGAAAAGAAGGAGGAGUAAAAGGUCACUUCCUAAAACAUUUGACUAUUGGGAGAAUACAGUGGGUCUCAGCACUCCUCUCAACCAAGCGAGCUGUGGCAGUUGUUGGAGCUUUCCAAAUGUGGGAACGAUGGAAGCUCUGAACAAGCAUUUAACAGGAGAUGACACGGAAUUCUCGGAGCAAUACUUCGUGGACUGCACCUUCGAUUACUCGGGAUGUGCUGGCGGUGUUGUUAAUGAAGGGUACAAACUGACGAAGAUGAGACAGUAUCUUGUCUCCGCUGAAGACAUGCCCUAUGCUGCAGACUAUACGCCGUGCAAAAUACUGGAAGACAUCGUCAACUUUAAAAAUAACGCCAUGACAAAGAUAUGGAUACAGGAUUUCGUGCCACUCCAAUCAAGUGAGGUUGGAAUGUUGGAAGGAUUAACUACAUCUCCAGUUGCGUUUGGAACUAUGAUAGGCAAUGACCUCUUCGCCUAUUCUGGAGGAGAGUAUAGAGACACACAGUGUGCUACUAACCCAAUGCCUCACGCCAUGUUACUAGUAGGAUACACUGACAAAACACUUCGUGUCAAAGCAAGCUACGGAACUGAUUUUGGAGACAAUGGAUAUAUUGACUAUGCUCGUGGAGACGAGAGUCUCCUGAACUGUGGGUUCUACAAGAACGCCUUCUCACUUUUAGCUACUUAUAGAAGAGAUCUGAAGUAUGCAUAUUGUAAUGAGGGGCACCCGACGACCUAUCAACAAUGCAAAGAUUCUUGCCAAGCGAUGGAUACAAAACAUAAAAGUGGAUGGGAUUUGGCGACCAUCCCUACAGAGUAUCAUAACAAUCUGUUAGUGGAUAAAUUAGCAGAUGAUUAUCCUGGGGAGAAGACAGAUGACAAAUUUAAGCUCUUUUGGAUUGGGUUAUUAGAUGAAGAUAGAACUGGAGCAUACAGGUGGCUGGACGGGUUUACGCCGGCUAACUAUAUCAACAUACCGAGUCAUGGUAGAGGGAAUCAUUAUGGGUUGAUAGAUGAGAACUCUGGUGAAUGGGUCACCAAGAAUUCUCUCACGUUUGAAGCAAGGGGUCUCUGCAGCCGGGCAGUGAACUGUUGGAACAUAGAAAAUGCAGUCCAAAACGGGAAUGUUAGAUUUAGCAAAGCAGAUUUGACUGAAGGCACAGAGGCAACGGUCAAAUGUAAAGAGGGAACACUAGUGGGUUCAGAUACGUUACAGUGUAUUGGGGGACAGUGGGAUCAGCCUCUUCCAUUAUGUAGUAACGGAGGUUCAAAUGGCAAUGCCCCGUAUGAUGUUAAUAAUGGUGAGUGUACUGUGAUCAAAUCAGAUCUGUUCAUCCUAGAACCACCCGAGGAGGACUUCAUUGCAGAUGGAGAAGAGUUGGAAGCAAUAUGUGUAAACAAUAAGAAGAUCAGCCAGACUAUGACAUGUUCCAAGGGUGUAUUUCAGCCUGCACUUAAUCCAAAGACACUUUGUUCAGGUAAAAGCUUUCAAACAGCUAAAGCUGGACACUCGACCUUAUCUGCAAUUUUAGCCCUUCUACUUGGACUUUUAAUGAUCUAAAAAUGCGUCACUAAUUAAACUUUUUUUUUAAUGAUGGCAUGUUUACGGACACUGCUUAACGAUUCCCUGAAUUUUUUUGUCUUUUGAGGCUUUUUAGAUUGUUUAAACCUUUUCUGUUUUCG
This is a messenger RNA of Bolinopsis microptera, 2126 nucleotides long. RefSeq lists its product as uncharacterized. The coding region runs from base 94 to 2004 and encodes 636 amino acids. The transcript has 12 exons. Gene Ontology annotation, molecular function: cysteine-type endopeptidase activity. Lineage: Eukaryota; Metazoa; Ctenophora; Tentaculata; Lobata; Bolinopsidae. The record is from RefSeq and is a predicted model, not a curated record. Gene Ontology annotation, cellular component: lysosome.